AUGUCGUCAUCCAAUCAAUUUAUCCUCAAUAAUCCGCCGACCGAUGCUAUCUCUGCGCUGAAGUUCUCCCCCGAGGCCGAUUCCACAAGGAUUGUUGUAGCGUCAUGGGAUAAGAACGUGUACCUUUAUGACCUGCGCGAUGAAAACGGUACCGUGGGCGAGGGAAAACUUUUACAAGCAUUUGAGCACCGCGCACCCGUGCUAGAUGUAUGCUUUGGCAAUACCGAGAACGAGAUUUAUACCGCUGGGUUAGACUGGGAUGUACGAAAAAUUGAUAUCAAUACCGGACAACAAACAGUGCUUAGCAGCCAUGAGGCUGGCGUGCGAAACGUCGUGUAUAGCCGCGAACACCAGAUCAUCAUCUCUGGUUCCUGGGAUUCCACACUCCAUAUUCACCGUACCGAUGCAGGCACCAACACCGAAUCUCAACCUGUCGUUGUUCCGCUUCCCUCGAAACCUUUCUCCAUUUCCCUCACAUCAACCAAGCUGGUUGUGGCAAUGGCAUCUCGUUCCCUAGAGAUCUACGACCUGAAGGCAUUGGCUGUCCUCACCGCACAGGCUGAUAGCACAUCAACCAAUGGAAACCGGGUGGAAGUUGAGCCUUGGCAAAGUCGUGAAAGCAGUCUGAAAUUCAUGACGCGUUGCGUGGCUUGCAUGCCUGGAGAUACUGGAUACGCUUCAUCUAGUAUUGAGGGUCGUGUGGCAGUUGAGUGGUUUGACCCCUCGCCUGAAUCGCAAGCGCGUAAGUAUGCUUUCAAGUGUCAUCGCCAAACAAGUGAGGAUGGAGUCGACGUCGUGUAUCCCGUCAAUGCACUUGCCUUCCACCCUGUACAUGGAUCAUUUGCGUCAGGCGGCGGUGAUGGUGUCGUUGCGCUGUGGGAUGGAAUUGCUAAGCGCCGAAUUCGUCAAUAUCAGAAAUAUCCAUCCAGUAUCUCUUCUGUUGAUUUCAGCAGCAGUGGUAAGUAUCUGGCUAUUGCAGUGAGCCCUGGCUUUGAAGAUGGGACAGAUGGAGUCGCCGAAGGGGUGGUCAAGAUCUUCGUGCGCGAGCUCAGUGAAACGGAGGCUAAGGGCAAAGGUGCGAAAUAA
This is a messenger RNA of Penicillium angulare, 1086 nucleotides long. RefSeq names its product WD40 repeat domain-containing protein. Gene Ontology annotation, cellular component: kinetochore; mitotic checkpoint complex; bub1-bub3 complex. NCBI's taxonomy places the organism in Eukaryota, Fungi, Ascomycota, Eurotiomycetes, Eurotiales, Aspergillaceae. Bases 1 to 1086 code for a protein of 361 amino acids. The transcript is spliced from 3 exons. Gene Ontology annotation, biological process: mitotic spindle assembly checkpoint signaling. The record is from RefSeq and is a predicted model, not a curated record. Gene Ontology annotation, molecular function: ubiquitin binding.